AUGGAGUUUCAUAACUCGUCCAGUAGCUUUUCGAAGCGGCGCUCUUACCCCAACCUUAAUCAUGUUUCCCUUGCUCCACUUACACCGCGGUUUCCCAUUGACGAUGACGACCUAGAGUCAGAGGACUACUUCGGCCAAACGCUUCAUGACGACCAAAAUAGUGCGACGAGGACUUCCUACCUGUCUAGCCUCUCAGUCCCAAGCACACCACCCAUCUUGUCGCACUCGCGAAGCACUUCCAGAACCCGCCACCACGCUCGAAGCAAGAGCUCAACACGCGCCGCACCCUCAAGCGAUACGAACCUGCAAAGCCAUAAUGUGAGCUUCCCCCUGCAUCACACACAAACGGCUUUCCCCCAGAAAAAAUAUCUCCAUUCCCGUCACGGACACCUCCCAGCAGCCACCAAAUCGGACACAGAAUGGAUGCUCCGCGCUGGAAUAGCCCUGGCAUCGUCCACCCGCGAAGAAAAAGGUCAGAGCUGGCUGUCCAAGCGCGAAAGUUCCACAAGCCUCGUCUCAACACCCCCCAAUGACCCCACCGCCUCAAUCCAUGACCGCCACCACCAGCGCGCCAAGUCCGGCGCCUCAGCCCGCAAAUCGCGCUCCGGCGCCUCCACGCCUGCAGCUCUCUCCCGCCGCACCUCUCGCUCAAGAGGCCAAAGUCGGCGUGGCAGUCGUGUUGGUCUCACAAUGACGACCAUCCCGCCUCUUUCUUCCACUACGGCGGGGAAGGCGUCCAGCCCUGGCACUGGCGCGUCGAGUCCAGCCGAGUCUCGGGGAAGACCACAUGGUCUUAUCCCAGACUUCGUGGACGAGCGGAUAAGAGCAGAAAUGGCCGCGCUGCAGCGAGAGCGGGCAUUAUCCGACGAAGGAUCGGCAGACUACGGUGUGGAGGACGAGGAGUCGGAUUCCGAUGUGUAUUCGGACGACACACCCGACGACUUCGAUGAAGCCGAUCUACAGAGGCUUACGCGGGAACGGGGGUUCGGGCUGGGGACUUGGCUCGAUCGUCUGGUUGAAUGGACACUUUUUGGUGUCGACGAGCUGCCGGUGGCUGUCUCGACUCCUGCUGCAGAUACGCGGAUUGGAGCUGCGGCUACGACUACCACUGUAACAUUUGAGCAACCGGGCCUUGUGGGCGCGCAGAAGAAUGAGACAUCGUCAUUGGCUUCUGAAGACGGGCGCUCCAUGCAUGAUGAGGCGGACGCUCUGUCGCAAACAGACGGCGAGUCGGUUGUCGCGAUCGAGAAGCCGGGUUCUUUGGGUGGCUGGGAAGAUGCUAGUUGGUUAUUCCAGGUUGUGAAACGUGCGCUCAUCUGA
Molecule: messenger RNA, 1320 nt
Organism: Penicillium chermesinum
Lineage: Eukaryota; Fungi; Ascomycota; Eurotiomycetes; Eurotiales; Aspergillaceae
Product: DUF3984 domain-containing protein
Exons: 2
Coding region: 1-1320 (439 amino acids)
Source: RefSeq, a predicted model, not a curated record